Messenger RNA from Schistocerca nitens (vagrant locust), 1047 nucleotides. RefSeq names its product putative defense protein. Gene Ontology annotation, molecular function: oxidoreductase activity, acting on metal ions. The record is from RefSeq and is a predicted model, not a curated record. The transcript is spliced from 6 exons. Bases 232 to 723 code for a protein of 163 amino acids. NCBI's taxonomy places the organism in Eukaryota, Metazoa, Arthropoda, Insecta, Orthoptera, Acrididae.
AGGGUACCCGCCUUUAUUUGCCGUUUGUUAUCGCCAAGUCCCGCGGUGAGUCCCCGCGGGAAGAACCCGCAGUGUGGGGUCCGCGUGUAUAAAGGCGUGCUGUCGCAGCCAUCGGCAACGCACGUCGUCUGCACCGUCUGCCUUGGCCACCGGCGAAAAACUCUCAGUCUAGCAGGUCAGUCACCUCCGCCGCCGCUCCUCGCCACCUCUUUACAUCUUUUCCUCGCACAGAUGAACCUGUUACCGGCCACCGUGAUGCUGCUUGCGCUCGCCGUGCUGCCCGCGCCGCUGUCUGCCACAGCGUGCGUCGACACGCUGCCCAUCUUCGGGGACGCCCAGCCCAGCACAAAGCCGUCGCCCUACACCAUAACUGUGACGCCGACCACCGUCAACGCGGGAGGCACCGUUAAAGUGCGCAUAUCUGGCAGCGAGAACUUCCACAGCGUGUACCUGCAGGCAGGGAACGGGGAGCAGCCGGUGGGGGAGUUCCUGGCCCCCAGCGGACAAGGCUGCAGGGCCGGCGUCUUUGGCUGCCCGUCCGGACAGAAAAACGCCUUCUCGUACAACUCACGCAGGGGAACUAAAGAGGCAGAAGUUGAGUGGAAGGCACCACAAAUCAACGCCCAGGUCGCCUUCAGGGCUACGAUCGUGAAGUCUUUCACCGAGUUCUGGGUCGGCGUCGAGUCAGCUCCAAUCACCGUCCGUACCGUCAGCAGAAACUAAUAACGCCGUUGCUGUACGAAGACAGAGUAACCGAUUACGAGGAAGAGUAUUAAUAUCACAAACAUCACAUACUACUGGCAUCAUCGCUUUACAUGCUUCUUGAAGUCAGCUAACAGAGCAGCCGGUCAUACUGACAUAGGAGACACUUUCUGUCUCCCACACAGUAAUCUCAACCGUCGGGAAACGACGCUUCCUGAUUAUCUUUCCGCAGCCAAGAAAUGGCUAAUUGCAAGUCGAGGUUUAAGAAUGUCUGCAUCUGCCUAACAUUCACUCAUCAAAAAUCUGUACUUAAGGCUUUGAAAAUAAAAUAUAGUCUCUACUAAA